Messenger RNA from Phycodurus eques (leafy seadragon), 1513 nucleotides. It is a transcript of the gene zic1, whose product is annotated as zic family member 1 (odd-paired homolog, Drosophila). Gene Ontology annotation, molecular function: RNA polymerase II cis-regulatory region sequence-specific DNA binding; DNA-binding transcription factor activity, RNA polymerase II-specific. Lineage: Eukaryota; Metazoa; Chordata; Actinopteri; Syngnathiformes; Syngnathidae. Gene Ontology annotation, cellular component: nucleus. The transcript has 4 exons. The record is from RefSeq and is a predicted model, not a curated record. Bases 83 to 1456 code for a protein of 457 amino acids. Gene Ontology annotation, biological process: central nervous system development; regulation of transcription by RNA polymerase II.
AUGAGACUCAACGAGGCAUUUUUGAGCAGAUGAGAACGGAGCAAAGGUCGUGUCGGCGCGCGUCGAGACCGAGCGAGUGAAGAUGCUCCUGGACGCCGGACCCCAGUACCCCGCCAUAGGAGUGACGACAUUCGGCUCCACGCGGCACCACUCCGCAGGCGAGGUGACGGAGCGGGAGGUGGCGCUGGGCAUCAACCCGUUCGCGGACGGCAUGGGCGCCUUCAAGAUCAACCACGGCUCCCACGAGCAGACGGCGUUCUCCUCGCAGGCGCCCGGCUACGCGGCGGCGGCCGCCCUGGGCCACCACCACCACCACCAUCACCACCACCCGGGCCACGUCGGCUCCUACUCCACGGCGGCCUUCAACUCCACGCGGGACUUUCUGUUCAGGAACCGUGGCUUCGGGGAGGCGGCCAGUGCGCAGCACAGCCUCUUCGCCUCGGCGGCGGGCAGCUUCGCCGCGGGGCCCCACGGACACUCGGAGGCGGCGGGCCACCUGCUCUUCCCCGGGCUGCACGAGCAGGCGGCGGGCCACGCGUCGUCCAACGUGGUCAACGGCCAGAUGCGCCUGGGCUUCACCGGGGACGUGUACGGCCGCGCGGCCGAGCAGUACGGCCACGUCACGAGCCCGCGCUCCGACUACGCGUCCACGCAGCUGCACGGCUACGGCCCCGUGAACAUGAACAUGGCCGCGGCGCACCACGGCGCCGGGGCCUUCUUCCGCUACAUGCGGCAGCCCAUCAAGCAGGAGCUCAUCUGCAAGUGGAUCGAGCCGGAGCAGCUGGCCAGCCCCAAGAAGUCGUGCAACAAGACCUUCAGCACCAUGCACGAGCUGGUCACACACCUGACCGUGGAGCACGUGGGGGGGCCCGAGCAGACCAACCACAUCUGCUUCUGGGAAGAGUGUCCACGCGAGGGCAAGCCCUUCAAGGCCAAGUACAAGCUGGUCAAUCACAUCCGCGUGCACACGGGCGAGAAGCCCUUCCCGUGCCCCUUCCCCGGCUGCGGCAAAGUCUUCGCCCGCUCGGAAAACCUCAAAAUCCACAAAAGGACGCACACGGGUGAGAAGCCGUUCAAGUGCGAGUUCGACGGCUGCGACCGGCGCUUCGCCAACAGCAGCGACCGCAAGAAACACAUGCACGUGCACACGUCCGACAAGCCUUACUUGUGCAAAAUGUGCGACAAGUCCUACACGCACCCGAGCUCGCUGCGCAAACACAUGAAGGUCCACGAAUCGAGUAACCCCGGCUCGCAGCCUUCCCCCGCGGCCAGCUCGGGGUACGAGUCGUCCACGCCCCCCACCAUCGUGUCCCCGUCCGCGGAGAACCCGAGCAGCGGCAGCUCCAUAUCGCCGACGGCCCCCGGGACGGUGCAGCACCACACCGCCACCACCACGACCGCGACCGGCAGCCACAGCAGCGCGCUCACGUCCAAUUUCAAUGAAUGGUACGUGUAAAACAAAACAAAAAAACUUUUUUUUGCUUUUGUUUUAUUUUUAUUUUUGGGGGGAGGA